AUGCGCUGUUGCGAGCUGUUGACUCAUUUCGUGCUGGCUGGGCUUUUGGUGGCUAGCAGCGCCAUGCCUGCCAAUGGCUUCCACUUCCCGGGCUUCGCUCUGUGGCAACUGACCAAAGGCAACCCAUUGGAUUGGGACGCAGAUCCCCCGGGAGCAUGGAACAGUCUCUGCGCCAACCAGUACGGAGCGGACACGACGAGUGAUUUUGGCGAGGUGUCUGGAGUAUACUUGUUCUACUGUCACACCUUUGAUCAGAAGAGAUCAGAGGCUAAGCGGGCGUCCGUGUACGAUGCUAGAUUCGACAAGAAUGACAGAAAGGGGCACAAAAAGAUUUGGUCGGACCAUACCGACUACCUUGUGAAUUGGAUCAACCAAAACGCAAUGACGGAUCAUCCGACGGCUUGGGAAGCUAAGGCGCUCGAUUUGUACAAGCCCAAGCAACGCUGA
Ceraceosorus guamensis is the source of this 447-nucleotide messenger RNA. RefSeq lists its product as hypothetical. Lineage: Eukaryota; Fungi; Basidiomycota; Exobasidiomycetes; Ceraceosorales; Ceraceosoraceae. The coding region runs from base 1 to 447 and encodes 148 amino acids. The record is from RefSeq and is a predicted model, not a curated record. The transcript has 3 exons.